Myxocyprinus asiaticus (Chinese sucker) is the source of this 4009-nucleotide messenger RNA. It is a transcript of the gene rhbdd1, whose product is annotated as rhomboid domain containing 1. Gene Ontology annotation, molecular function: serine-type endopeptidase activity. The coding region runs from base 180 to 1190 and encodes 336 amino acids. The record is from RefSeq and is a predicted model, not a curated record. The transcript has 8 exons. Gene Ontology annotation, cellular component: membrane. Lineage: Eukaryota; Metazoa; Chordata; Actinopteri; Cypriniformes; Catostomidae.
UAGAGCAUCACUUCCGUGUUUACAUGAUGAAACUGUGUGAAAAGAUAUUGAAAGCUGACGCAUCCUUUUGUGGUAUUUAUUUGAGAAAGAAGCGUGUGCUGCAUUAGUGUUGAUUCCUGAUAUUAAGACUGUGGACAGCUUCUUUGGACAAGUUGGAAACAAGUUGUUAUUCAGGUAUAAUGAUGCGUAACCGACAGAGGGGAUCCAAUCUUGGCCUGCUCUUGCUGGCAUCUCAGGUGUUCCAGCUUGGCUUUGACAACAUCCCACCUAUUACUCUCGCAACACUGGGACUCAACGUCUAUUUGUUCCUGUUUCCAGUCAAGCCCCUCCUACAGACAUGUUUGAGUGUUCAGCAGGCAUACUGGUACAGAGACUGGAAUCGUCUGCUGUUGUCUCCGUUUCAUCAUGUCGAUGACAUGCACCUGUACUUCAACAUGGCCUCCUUCCUUUAUAAAGGCAUCAAGCUGGAGAGAAAACUGGGCGGGUCCGGGUUUGCAUACCUACUGUCCGUCUUCUCCAUGCUUACUGGAUUGGUCUACCUGCUCCUGGAGGCAGGUCUGACACAGAUGACGGAAGAUUCGUCGUAUAGUAUGCAGUGUGCAGUGGGAUUCUCGGGUGUUCUGUUUGGGCUGAAGGUGGUGAAUAAUCACUAUUACCCAGGUGGGGUCACGUACAUCAUAGGACUGCCUGUAGCCAGUCGCUACGCCUGCUGGGUGGAGUUGAUCCUUAUACACAUCAUGAACCCAGGAACCUCAUUUGUUGGACACCUGUCUGGUAUUCUUGUCGGGCUGCUCUACACAUCUGGACCACUAAAGAGAGUCAUGAAAACAUUUGCAGGCUUUGUAACAUCUAGUGGCCAUUACGAUCAGCAGACAUACUACCAUUCAUCAGGUUACAGUGGAUACGGGAUGCCAUAUCCUCCAAAUUCCUCCUAUGAUCAGCAAUUUAAUUCCAGACACAAUAGCGCCCCAUACGGGGACCCAUACGAAACACACAUGCCUUCUGCGCCUCCCCAGCACCCCUACACAGCUGGACUCUCGGAAGAGGAGCAGUAUGAGGCAGCUGUCAGGGCCAGCCUGAACAACAGUGGGGCUGCUACGCAGACCAGAUCAUCACAAAAUAUUUAUGCCCACAAUAAUCCAAGCACUGAGGAGAUUCGAUGGCGACGACUUCAGAGGUUUAACCGCUGAGCACCUAGAGAAUAUCUGACAAACAUUGAUCUAAUGCUAGAUUGUUUACAGUAAGGACAGCCCAAAAUAAUCAGAGGUAGCGUGAGAUGAUUCUUCCACAGCUGAUUGGAGGUCAAAUGGAAUUGCCUUUAUGAUGUCAUCAGUGGAUCCCCAUUGGUAUGCACCUUCGCUAGAUGUGUCGGAAGUAUUUCAGUAUUUCAGUUCGUACAUGGAGUCCGCAAAAAGCUUAAAAUUAUUGUAGCACUUCUUUUCAUACACUACACAUUUAUUUUGCUUAAAAUGCAGGUCUUAUCCUAAUCUUAAAGGGAUAGUUCACACAAAAAUGACAAUUCUGUCAUACUAUUCUUUCCUCUGUGAAACACAAAUGAAGUGGUAUUAGGCAGAAUGCUAGCCUCUGUGACCAUUCAGUUUCAUUGCAUCUUUUUUCAAUGCAAUGAAAGUGAAUGGUGACUGAAGCUAACAGUCUGUCUAAUACCUCUUUUUUUGUGUUUCACUAAGGAAAGAAAGUCAUGCAGGUUUGGAACAACAUGAGGGUGAGCAAAUUACUGAAUUUUCAUUAUUGGGUGAACUUAUCCCUUCAGUGGUUAUCAAAAGAAAAUAUUAAUGAAAUGUACAUCUAUGACAUAUUGUUGUAAAUGCUUUAACUCCAAGUGCCUUUUUGAAGUUUUUAUGCAGUAUGUGGAUUUAUGUGCAAAUGUAUGACUUUGUUUCAGUGUGCCAACAACAAGUCUUAAGUCAUUGAUUAGCUGAUGCUUCUGUUGCCUGAAUGUAAAUAUGCUAACUUGCACUUUUUCUUCUUUAAGGAAGUGCGUUUUUUGUAAACAAACAAUAAACCAUUGUUUUUCUGAUAUAUUCAUUAUAACUAAGUGAUUUUGAGUUGGUUCCAAGACAGCACAAUAACCAAAAAAUGGUCUAACCGUAUUUAUGCAAUAAGGAGGUCAUGCUACAUUGUGAAUAUAGUCAAGGUUAUAGGUCUUUGUUAAGCACAUUAUGCAGCGGCACAAUAGACAUGGUAUAAAGCAUGGCAUCAAAUGCCUUAGUGGGGACUGUCCCUGUAAGUAAUUAACUUGCUGUGGGUAAGAAUGUAUCUGCUUAAGCUGUAGAAGUAUGAAAUGUCUUAGUUUAAAGUCAUGAUGUCUCUUAAGCUAUAUAGGUUAACAAAAGAAAUUCUUUGCUCCAGAUUUUAUUGCAAGUUAGUACAAAGAGCACAGCCUUUAUUAGACAUUUAAUACACAGUAAGAAUUGAACCUGAUCAUAAAAUGCAAAGUCAUUGCAAAAGGUCGGUUAUAUACAAGUGUUUAAACAAUUUGUGUUUUCCUUGUGGUGUGUGCACUUCCAUGUUCAUGUGAAACAGUACAGUACACAAGACAUUAAACUCCUAAAUGUCACAGUGAAAUGCAUUCCUAAUUUGCCGGCAGCAUUAUCAAAAAAUCAGACAAAAAUAAUAAUCACUUCUUUUGAAAAUGUUUUCUCCAAAAAUAGCACCAAAAUAAUCUCUAGCUAAAUAAAUACUCUUGACAUUUAGUAAAAAAUAUAAAGCAAAGCUGUUUGUUCAACAGUGCAAUCAUAUUUACAUACAAAAGAAUAUAUCAUGCUCAAAACAGGAUUCCUUUUUCCAUGUUACGAGGAUAUUGACAGUAGAUUACUGAGGGUGUAAGUUUCCUUUUAAUGGCUUGAGAUAGUUUAGACAAUGAGACAUUAAUUUUUAAACAAACAAAACUAAAGCUAGGCAGGGAAGUGUUCAAUAAUGGUGACUGGGAAAUUCAAAGGCAACUUUCACAGAUGACAGAAGAGGAGACACAACAAUGAAAGGGGAAAUGGAUGCUUUAAACAGUAUUUUUAAGCCUAACUACAUUAAACAUUACUUUCAGAUGUGCCACAUUUAUGAGGCCAAAAAAUUAUUUCAGAAUCUGUGCAUGUAAAGGGUAUUAUGAAAUAUAGGGAUGUUGUUUUUGAUUGAAAUCAACCUUAAAGUUUCAAUACAAGUUAAGCUCAAUCGACAACAUUUUUGCCAUAAUGUUGAUUACCACAAAAUAAAAUUAAAUAUAGACUCGUACCUCCUUUUCUAUAAAAAAAGCAGAAAAUCUAGGUUACAGUGAGGCACUUACAAUGGAAGUGAAUGGGGCCAAUGUUUGGAGGGUUUAAAGGUAGAAAUAAGAAGCUUAUAAUUUUAUAAAAGCAAUUACAUUCUUCUUUUAAAACGUAUGUAUUAUUUGAGCUGUAAAGUUGUUUGAAUAAUAAUUUUCAGAGUCGUUUUAGGAUUUGUUGUCCGCAUGGCAACGAAAAGGUUAGUAAGUGAUUUAAAUCAAACUAAAAUCAGGUUAACAUGCAUAUUGUUUACAUCUUGUGGCUAUACUUUUGAAACAGUGAGUAUUUUAACGUUUACAGAUUGGCCCCCAUUCACUUCCAUUGUAAGUGCCUCACUGUAACCCAGAGAAAAGGAGGGACAAGUCCAAUUUUUUUUUUUUUUUUUUUUUUUUUUGUAAUCAACAUUGCCACAAUUGCUGUCAGUUGAGCUGAACUUGUACUGAACCUGGAAUAUUCCUUUAAGUCUUGAAUACCCUAAAACCAAUCACAUACACAGCCACAUUACCUUGCUAAUACAGUCUUAUCUCCAGAAGGAAAUGUGUUUCCUCUGGCCUUAAAAACCUGAAGCAAUUCUAAACAAUGUACUAAACAGAAUAUUCAUUUUAGAUCACUUAACCUGUGUGCUUAACACAGCUGGCUGCUGCAGCUCCAGUGGUAAAGCAUGGGUAUGCAUCACCAAGGUCAUGGGUUCAAAUCCCAAGAAACACACAUUCUGAUAAUAUAUAUAUAUA